AUGCCUACGCAAGAACUUGCAAUACCGCAGCCGCCAGCCACUGAAAACGAGGAGAACAAUGUUCCCUCGUCACAACCGAUUGUGGGCAUUAUUUAUCCACCACCUGAGGUUAGGAAUAUUGUUGACAAAACCGCCAGCUUCGUGGCCAGGAAUGGGCCGGAAUUCGAAUCCAGGAUCAGACAGAAUGAAUUAGGCAAUCCAAAAUUCAAUUUCUUAAACUUCGGUGAUCCUUAUCACGCUUACUAUCAGCACAAAGUGAAAGAGUUUAAGGAAGGAAAAGGUCAGGAACCUACGAUUGGUUCAGUUCCUGGAAAAACUAUCAAUCUCACUGCACAUCAAAAGCAGCAGGAAAUCUUAAAACAAGUCGAACAACCGUUUAUACCUAAGGAUCCACCAACUGAGUUUGAAUUUAUUGCAGAUCCUCCUUCUAUAUCUGCUUUGGAUCUAGACAUUGUGAAGCUAACUGCUCAAUUUGUUGCACGUAAUGGAAGACAGUUUCUGACCAAUUUAAUGAAUCGCGAGCAAAGAAAUUUCCAGUUUGAUUUCCUGCGGCCUCAACAUUCCUUAUUUCAGUACUUUACUAAACUUUUAGAGCAGUACACCAAGGUAUUGAUUCCACCGAAAGAUUUGUUGCCACGUCUCAAGGAUGAAGCACUCAAUAUGGAUAAGAUUUUGGAGCAGGUGAAAUACCGUGCCGAAUAUUUAAAAUAUCAGGAGGCACAAAGACGUAAGGAGGAAGAGGAAUUAGAAAGAGAAAGAGUGGCUUAUGCGCAAAUUGACUGGCAUGAUUUUGUUGUGGUUGAAACUGUAGACUAUCAACAAUUUGAAGUCGGUAAUUUCCCAGCGCCUACAACACCGGAUGAAGUCGGCGCACGCGUCCUUAUGCAGGAGCGCAUAGAAGACGGUGAGGAUGUGGAGAUGCAGAUUGAUAGUGACGCAGAAGAGGACACGCAGACCCGUGUAGAAAGCGAAAAAGAUCGUGCAAAAGAUAAUAAUCAAGUACAAGAUAUGGAGGAAGAUUCUAGUGAUGAGGAUGAUGUGUCUCCACCAGGUGAUACUCAUAAAUCUAAAGAACCCAAACCACGAGAAACAAACAUGCAACCGCCUCCGUUACCGCCGACACCAGGAAACGUGGUAGUCAAGAAAGGAUAUGAUCCGAAACAACAUGCGACUAAAACUACUCGUCCCGCGGCUCCGGAUGAGUACUUGAUUUCGCCUAUUACUGGCGAACGUAUUCCUGCUAGUAAGGUGCAAGAACAUAUGCGUAUCGGAUUGUUGGAUCCACGCUGGGUCGAGCAGAGAGACAAACAUCUAGAUAAACUGGCACAGGAGACCGUAUUCGCACCAGGCACAGCAAUCGAGGCAAGUCUCAAACAACUCGCCGAGAGACGUACUGAUAUUUUCGGUGUUGGUGACGAAGAAACUGCGAUUGGAAAGAAAAUCGGUGAAGAAGACAAAAAGAAGGAUGAUAAAGUCACAUGGGACGGUCAUACUUCGAGUGUGGAAGCGGCGACGAGAGCUGCGCGAGCUAACAUUACAUUGGAAGAACAGAUUCAUCAAAUUCAUAAAGUUAAAGGUCUUCUGCCUGACGAGGAGAAAGAGAAGAUUGGUCCGAAACCGGUUAAUCGUGCAACCGAACUCUCCCACAUGGCUGCUGCUGCUUCGAAACCUCAAGCUACAUUGAAAGCACCUCCAAAGCCACCUGCACCGAAGCCUAUACCAGUACCUGCUCAACCUCCUCCACCGCCGACAAUGAGUAUGCCUACUAUGGGUAUACCUCAACCGAUGAUGCCGCAACCACCGAUGAUGAUGAUGGCACCUAUGCCACCUAUGGCACCCAGACCACCACCUUUAAUGACUCCAGCAAUGUCACCAUUCAUGCCAACGCCACCGCCAAUACAGCCGCCGAUGACAUCUGCUAUUGGGUUAAAACAUCCUGCUAAUAAACCGUUGGAAGAAGAGCCACAGACUAAGAAAUUGAGAACCGAGGACUCAUUAAUUCCGGAGCAACAAUUCCUUGCUAGAAAUAAGGAUCCUGUACAAAUUAACAUUGCUGUACCUAUGAUGACGGAGAAGGCUGAAUGGAAAUUAAACGGACAGACAUUGAAUAUUACCUUACAAAUAAGCGAUACUGUAGCGACUAUGAAAGCACUUAUUCACGAGCAAAUUGGUAUGCCACCUGGAAAGCAAAAGUUGCAAUAUGAGGGAAUGUUCUUCAAAGACAACAAUACUCUUGCGUAUUAUAACUUAACUUCAGGUAAUGUAAUCAAUCUGUUGCCAAAGGAGAGAGGUGGUAGGAAAAAGUAAAGGAGAAUAUAUAAAAAGGUGAC
Molecule: messenger RNA, 2330 nt
Organism: Trachymyrmex septentrionalis
Lineage: Eukaryota; Metazoa; Arthropoda; Insecta; Hymenoptera; Formicidae
Gene: Sf3a1
Product: splicing factor 3A subunit 1
Exons: 11
Coding region: 1-2307 (768 amino acids)
Biological process (GO): regulation of alternative mRNA splicing, via spliceosome; mRNA cis splicing, via spliceosome
Cellular component (GO): catalytic step 2 spliceosome; U2-type prespliceosome; U2 snRNP
Molecular function (GO): protein binding; RNA binding
Source: RefSeq, a predicted model, not a curated record